CCCUCACAAGAAAUCCCUUCUUUCUUCCUCUGAAUAUCUAAAGUAUCCGCAACAAAUUCACACACUCUCUCUCUCUCUCUCUGAGUAGUCGUCUCUCCUUCUCCAUUUCCCAAGGGUUUCGGUCCCUCCUCGAAACCCUAAUUCUACCUCACACUCUUAGAUCCAAACCCUAACCCUAAUCCGAUUUAUAUAUUUUGCAAAUCGAAUUUGCAGUGUUUGGUGGUGAAAGCAAAAAGGAUACAAGAAUGGCCUCGGCGGCGACGAUGGUGAGCUCGGCCGGAGGACUAUUGGCUAUGCUGAAUGAGAGCCAUCCGGUGCUCAAGCUUCACGCUCUGUCCAAUCUCAACGCCUUUGUUGACUACUUCUGGCCCGAGAUCUCCACCUCAGUCCCCAUCAUAGAGAGUUUAUAUGAAGACGAAGAGUUUGACCAAAGGCAACUGGCUGCUUUACUUGUUUCAAAGGUUUUUUAUUACUUGGGUGAACUUAAUGACUCACUAUCAUAUGCCCUUGGAGCUGGUCCUUUAUUUGAUGUUUCGGAGGAUUCAGAUUAUGUUCAUACUCUACUCUCUAAGGCUAUAGAUGAAUAUGCCAGUCUUAAGACCAAGGCUGCCGGGUCGAAUGAUGAAGCUGCAAUGGUGGAUCCUAGGUUGGAGGCGAUUGUUGAGAGAAUGCUUGAUAAGUGUAUAGCUGAUGGAAGAUAUCAACAAGCUAUAGGAACAGCCAUUGAAUGCCGAAGAUUGGAUAAGCUUGAGGAAGCAAUUACAAGGAGUGAUAAUAUUCAUGCAACUCUAUCUUAUUGCAUUAAUGUUUCUCAUUCCUUCGUUAAUCUCAGAGAAUAUCGACGCGAGGUGCUUUGUCUUCUCGUUAAAGUGUAUCAAAAGCUGCCGUCUCCCGAUUAUUUGAGUAUUUGCCAGUGCCUCAUGUUUUUGGAUGAAGCAGAGGGUGUUUCAAGCAUAUUGGAAAAACUUUUGCGAUCUGAAAAUAAGGAGGAUGCUUUGCUGGCACUUCAAAUAGCUUUCGAUCUUGUAGAGAAUGAGCACCAAGCUUUUCUUUUGAAGGUGAGAGACCGGCUCUCUGAUCCCAAGUUACAAACUUCAGAACCUGUGCAGUCAGCAUCUGCUGAGCCAGAUUCUGUACAAAAUGGAAAUGCCUCUGCAUCAGAGGAUAUUCAGAUGACAGAUGGAACUCAAGCUUCUAAUGGAACUGUGCCUAAUGCUGAUCCAAAGGAAGCGAUCUAUGCUGAGAGGUUGGCAAAAAUCAAAGGAAUUUUGUCUGGGGAGACUUCAAUACAGUUGACAUUGCAAUUCUUAUACAGCCAUAACAAGUCGGAUCUCCUUAUUCUUAAGACAAUAAAGCAGUCAGUUGAGAUGAGAAAUAGUGUCUGCCACAGUGCAACAAUAUAUGCCAAUGCAAUUAUGCAUGCUGGGACGACCGUGGAUACAUUUCUCCGGGAAAAUCUGGAUUGGCUCAGCAGGGCCACAAAUUGGGCUAAAUUUAGUGCGACAGCGGGGCUGGGUGUUAUUCACAAAGGCCACCUGAGGCAAGGUAGAUCACUGAUGACCCCUUACUUGCCUCAGGGUGGGGCUGGCGGUGGUGGCAGCCCUUAUUCAGAAGGUGGUGCCCUAUAUGCUUUGGGUCUGAUCCAUGCAAACCACGGCGAGGGCAUCAAACAGUUUCUUCGUGAUAGCCUACGAAGUACCAAUGUUGAGGUUAUUCAGCAUGGUGCAUGUUUAGGACUUGGUUUAGCAGCUUUGGGAACUGCUGAUGAAGAUGUCUACGAUGACAUAAAAAAUGUGCUAUAUAUGGACAGUGCUGUUGCUGGUGAAGCUGCCGGUAUUAGUAUGGGUUUACUAAUGGUUGGAACUGCAAGUGAGAAGGCAGGAGAAAUGCUUGCUUAUGCACAUGAGACACAGCAUGAGAAGAUUAUUAGGGGUUUGGCAUUGGGGAUAGCCCUCACUGUCUAUGGAAGAGAAGAAGAAGCAGACACACUGAUCGAGCAGAUGACUCGGGAUCAAGACCCUAUACUGCGUUAUGGCGGCAUGUAUGCUUUGGCAUUGGCAUACAGUGGAACAGCAAACAAUAAGGCCAUCCGCCAGCUGCUGCACUUUGCUGUAUCAGAUGUGAGCGACGAUGUCAGGCGAACUGCAGUUUUGGCACUUGGUUUUGUUCUGUAUUCUGAACCAGAACAGACCCCUCGAAUAGUCUCCCUGCUAUCUGAAUCAUACAACCCACAUGUUCGGUAUGGUGCGGCUCUGGCAGUUGGUAUCUCCUGUGCUGGUACAGGUCUGAGCGAGGCCAUAUCAUUGCUAGAGCCUUUAACAUCAGAUGUAGUAGAUUUUGUUCGUCAAGGUGCUCUUAUUGCAAUGGCUAUGGUGAUGGUGCAGAUCAGUGAAGCCAGUGACUCUCGUGUUGGUGCAUUUAGGCGCCAGUUAGAGAAAAUAAUUUUGGAUAAGCAUGAAGACACCAUGAGCAAGAUGGGAGCAAUUUUGGCCUCUGGAAUCCUUGAUGCUGGUGGAAGAAAUGUGACCAUAAUGUUGCUUUCCAAGACAAAGCAUGAUAAAAUUACUGCAGUUGUGGGUCUUGCUGUUUUCAGCCAAUUUUGGUACUGGUAUCCGCUUAUAUAUUUUAUUAGCUUAUCUUUCUCACCGACAGCUUUCAUUGGGCUGAAUUAUGAUCUGAAAGUCCCAAGAUUUGAGUUCUUGUCACACGCAAAACCUUCCUUGUUCGAAUAUCCUAAGCCAACUACUACCCCCUCCACCACAUCAGCUGUGAAACUUCCUACUGCAGUUUUAUCAACAUCCGCAAGAUUCAAGGCUAGGGCUAGUAAGAAAGAGGCGGAGCACAAGGCUAAUUCUGAGAAGUCAUCUGCACCUGAGUCAUCUUCUGUGGGUACAAACCCUGGAAAAGGGAAAUCAUCCAGUGAUAAGGAUGGGGACUCCAUGCAUGUUGAUGGUCCUGUAGAGAAGAAGGCAGAGCAGGAGCCAUCUUUUGAAAUUUUGACUAAUCCGGCCAGAGUGGUUCCUGCUCAAGAGAAAUUUAUCAAGUUUCUUGAAGAAAGCAGAUACAUUCCAGUGAAGUUAGCACCUUCUGGGUUUGUUCUUCUGAAAGACCUUCGUCCAACUGAGCCCGAAGUGUUGUCUCUGACUGAUACACCCUCAUCAACAGCAUCAACUACUGGUGGAUCUGCAGCAGGACAACAGGGCCCAGCCUCAGCAAUGGCUGUUGACGAGGAGCCUCAGCCGCCACAGCCAUUUGAAUACACUGCGUGAUUGGCUGAUAUUCAUAUGCUUCAUUUGGUUUUCUGAGUGCAAUAGGGUACUCAAAACUGUGGGGCUUCUGUGCUAAAAAAAGAUUUUGUUUUUAAUUUUUUGUGAUCUAAGCAUCACUCUUCUCUGUCCUUCGAAGGUAUGGUUGACCUCGGGUGAGCUUCUGGCAGUUCUUUUUCAUCUAGUCUUGCUUACCCUUUUUUUCUUUCGUACGUUUACAGGGUGGGAGGGGGUUGAGGGGGGAAGUAGGGAAUGUGGAAAACUGCUAUUAUUACCUGUAGCUGUUCUUGUUUUGCUGUAUUUCUUCCAUAUGAACAAAGUGACACUGGAAGAGAGGUUGCAAUAGUCUGUCUUCAUUUAAAAUUUUUAAAGGUUGAAGUCACUCCAACCUUACUCAUUUGUAUGAUUGAACUCACAAUUAGGGAUUGGAAACUAUAUACCAAAUCAUAAGUGCU
Molecule: messenger RNA, 3721 nt
Organism: Ilex paraguariensis (yerba mate)
Lineage: Eukaryota; Viridiplantae; Streptophyta; Magnoliopsida; Aquifoliales; Aquifoliaceae
Source: the annotation of a GenBank genome assembly